AUGUGGAGAGCAACACAUACCCGCAAACCUGUUUUAUUCCCUAAAACCACUAGCUUCAAAGUAGGCAAAGUAGAACCAUAUACGGCAUAUGAUUUUUGUUUGGAAUCGGCAGCACUUGAUGACAGCUCUGAUAUUCUGUACAGUGAAAUUGGAUCCAAACUGCGAAAUGUUGUAGCAAAAGGGAAAGGUCAGCCAUUCCCACCAAGAGACGUUAAAGUGAAAGACGUCAAAGAAGAGUCUGUAUCCCUGACUUGGCUGGAGCCUGAGCCUGAUGAUGAUGAUGAAGAUGAUGAAAAUCCAGUCUCCUAUGAAUAUAUCAUUGAGAUGUGCCGCUAUACAGACGGCAACAUCCUGAAUACAUGGGAGGAAUGCAGUGAAAGAACAACAGAACUUAGUUGUAAAUUAAAAGUAAAAGUUCAGCACGAUGGAAAGUACCGCUUUCGUGUGUCAGCACGUGACAAGGACAGGAACAUCACCAGCCUUCCAGAGGAAAUGGGUGACCCAGAGAUACAUAUUCGUAUCAAACAAAUGAAUACAGAAAUAGGAUGGCUUGAACGAUUAUUGAGAAUAUGGAAUAUCUUUGGUACAACACCUGAAAGUCAGCAGCCUGGAAGUAUUGUCUUUGUCAUCUCGUGUCAACACAUGAGUGGUCUGCGUGAACUGUGGAUGAACUACAACCUGGGGAAACUGGAGAAGUUCUUCGAAGAUCUGUUUGCCAUUGAAGACAACCCUGCUUCCGACACAGAACUUGACAUACAAAUUGACCCUGAGAAUUUCUAUGCCUGCCGUCAGCAUCUCCUGUUGACUCAUCCUAACAGUAAAGGAUUCCGGGUGGUGAAAGUUGGGGAUAAUUCCUCCAGAGGAACAGAGCUGGGACUAAGUGAGGAUUAUCCAGUCUACUGCAGGCCAGUGCUACAAAGAACAGCCUUCUCAGAGCUGGAUUUCUUGGACCUUGCAAUAACCACUAAUAAGCAACCAACAGGUCAGUGACAUACAUGUAAAUGUACUUUAUUAGCAUAGUUUGUGUAAAAGAGACAUCAAUUUAAUCAAAA
Molecule: messenger RNA, 1052 nt
Organism: Branchiostoma floridae (Florida lancelet)
Lineage: Eukaryota; Metazoa; Chordata; Leptocardii; Amphioxiformes; Branchiostomatidae
Exons: 4
Coding region: 1-990 (329 amino acids)
Molecular function (GO): protein binding
Source: RefSeq, a predicted model, not a curated record